This is a messenger RNA of Scleropages formosus (Asian bonytongue), 1298 nucleotides long. RefSeq names its product immediate early response 3 (gene ier3). The coding region runs from base 80 to 736 and encodes 218 amino acids. Lineage: Eukaryota; Metazoa; Chordata; Actinopteri; Osteoglossiformes; Osteoglossidae. The record is from RefSeq and is a predicted model, not a curated record. Gene Ontology annotation, biological process: negative regulation of apoptotic process. The transcript has a single exon.
GAAGAGCAGCGCACACAGAAACGCGUCGCUGUACAGCUGAGCCGGAGGACAGAAGCGACACAAAGUAACGCGAGCCGACAUGACCGUGUUCGCCAGGUCCGACAGCCUGGUCCUUUCCAUUCCGAGCAGCAGCACCAGCAGCAGCCUCUACACGGAGCACUUCGCCUUCAGCCAGAUGCCCCGCAGCAGAGAGCCCGAGAUCUUCACGUUCGAAGAGAGCCCCGCCGCUAUUCCGCAGCCGCACAGGAGCGCGUCGCUGCGGCAGCGCAGGAAGAUCACCCGGGUCAUGUACCCGUCCAAGGUGCGCAAGUACCUGCCGCCCGCCGAGAAGAGCCCGGUGAAGCGCUGGCUCAUCAUCCUCUGCCUAGUGGUGUGCGUGCAGAUCUACGCGGAGGAAGGCUACACCACGGAGAGUCCGGCCGCUGACAGCGCGGCUCCCGACACGACGAGCCCGGCCCCGGGCGAGGUGGAGCUCUCCUUCGCCGAGUACCACGUGCUCCCGUUCAGGUCCGCCGAGCUGCACGCGCGCCACAUGAAAGACGCCGGCGAGUCGUCCGCAGAACAGAAGGCCGAGCGGCCCCCGCUCAACGUCAUCAACAAGACGUGCCCCGGACCCGGCACCUCCUCCGGGGAGCCCGGCGCCGGAGCCGCAGUGUACGAGCAGCAGAGCAGCGGGAGCUGUUACGUGAUGGCGCUCCUGUACCCUGUGUACCACCGGCUCGGCAGCGAGCAGUGAACGAGCGCGGCAUGAAGCGAGCGACACGCCGCAUGAUGGUCGAAACGCUGGGUGGUGGGGGUCGUGCGUGACGUGAGUAGCUGGAAAGAAAGAAAGGCCUGAAGCCCCCCCAGUAAGAAACAGAAAAAAGGACUAGUGUAGUGGCGCUCGAAGCUGCUGCCCGUUUCUCCCUGAAGCGCUUGAAUGAGGAGGAAACUUGAACAACUGACCUGCUCUGUUUAAACGAAGGAAGGAAACUUGAACUUGAGCGUGACCUUAACUGACCCGAAGUGUUACUUCACGGAACUGAAAAGACACCCCGCCGGAAUUCCCCACCGUGCCGCGCGCGCCGGACUCUUGCGCUCACUCGGCUCUGACGUCAUUCCAGUGUUGGCGGCGGAAGAGGGGCGCGAGACUUCGGCAACUCCACCUCAACUAGCACAUGAUGAUGUACGAGUUCUUUCGCUCGAUUGUUGUACAGAUGUGUUUGUUUGUUUGUUUGUUUGUUUGUUUUAUUUAUUUAUUUAUUGUAUUUAUUUUGUAAGCUUUAUUUAUUAGAAUUCUUAAUAAACCCACAAAUGAA